Lucilia sericata (common green bottle fly) is the source of this 2682-nucleotide messenger RNA. RefSeq names its product protein unzipped (gene uzip). The transcript has 6 exons. NCBI's taxonomy places the organism in Eukaryota, Metazoa, Arthropoda, Insecta, Diptera, Calliphoridae. The record is from RefSeq and is a predicted model, not a curated record. Bases 396 to 1913 code for a protein of 505 amino acids.
AGAAUUCAAACGACUGUAAAACGAAACAGACGCGUCGCGCAUUGUUAGCAAAAGAAAAAAAUAUUGAAAUAUUUUUCUUUCUAAAAAAAUAACUUAGUGUUAAAAAAAAUUAAAACAAAUAAUUUAAUAAAAAUUUUCUAGAAUUUAAAGAAUUUUCUUUAAAACUUCAAUCUAAUCAAAAAGAAAAAGUUAAAAAUUAUAAACAUAUAUUAAAAUUAUACAAAAAUAAACAAAUAAAAAUAAACAGUAAUUAAAACAAUCUACAAAAACAGGAUUUCCAAUUGACCAAUAUUUUAUAUACAAUUUUAUUGUUUGCAAGCGGCAAAACAGUUCCUUCCUCUCCCUCUAGACUUCCCCUGCUACCAGAAAAAAAAAUCAUAAAAAUAAACACAAAAAUGUUGUCUUCAAGUAAAAAACCACCGAGAUUACCCAGGUUUCUCAGCCUCAAUAUAUGCUCCCUAACACUAGCACUCUUCCUCUUCGUUACAUCCAGCCAAGCUGCCGUCCAUUCAGUACUCACAUACAAAAAUGCCUCCACUCUGUUGGGCCAGUUGGUCACCUCCAGUACUCUAGUGUGGGAAACAUACGAUCUCAAAGAUCCCAAACAACUGCAGUAUGCCGUUGAAGGCGGUAAAUAUAUCACCGAAGAGGAACACUAUCCCAUUUAUGUGUGUCGGGUGAAUAUUGAUGGUGUCGGUACCAUUGGUCAUACGGAGAAGAUACAACAGUCUCAUGUUUGCAAAGCGGCCCAUUAUAAAAAUAUGAAAUACAAUACAUUUGAUGUGUUGAUCAAUAAGGGUCAUUUGGGUAAAGUGUCCUGGAAACAUUGGCGUAAAUUUAAUGUGGGUGUGCCAGUGGGAGCUAUUCGUAUAGGAGAAGAUGCUUACAUAGGCAGACAUAAGGCACCCCAGACUGAGAGUAACGCCGCUGAGGGAGGUCAACAACAGGGUGCCGAUUUUAAUUUGGGCCGUUUAGAUCCCGUGGGUUUGGGUAAAAUUAAGGUAAUGGAAUCGAAUGUGGAAAAGGAUUACGAUGAGGGAGAAGUCUUGGUGGAAACCGAACCUUUCCGUUAUGAAUUGAAAGAUAUCAGAUUAGAUCAGAUACGUUUGGAUAUGAGAGAAAAUAUUACCGAGUUGGCUUUUGGUGUCUUGGCUAAUACGGGCGACAAAUAUAGUGUAGUGGAAACUGCCUUGACUUAUGGUUUUGAUCAUGUUCAGUACUGGGGUUCACAUGAGGGCGUGGCCCGUGGCUUGCCUACUAAGGUAUUCGAAAAUGAUGCUUCCAAACCUGCAGAAAUCAACUGGGCCUUGAAACAUAGUGAAAAGCGCUUUGAAACUAAAUCGGUGAAUACUAAACUUUGGCCUGGUACCGCCAUUAAUGUUACACUCAAGGGCAAUUAUGUGACUUUGGAUGCUCCCUAUAGUGCGAAAUUGUAUGCCUUCUAUGCUGGCAGUGAGGACAGCGUAUCGAGAAAAAUUAAGGCAGAGGUACGCAAAUCCUACUUGAAAGAUGUCAAAUUAGAAUUGACAAAUCCCUAUUGGAUCGAAAAUGGUACCUUUGUACCUGUCACAUCCACAACUUCCACCACUUCGACUACAACACAUGCCACUACCACCAGUGCAGGAACUCCCCGACCCAUUCAUGAACCUCCAGUAGUGCAAAUGACCAAUAUGGGUCCUGUCCAUUCCGGACCCGAUUCUCUGGAAAAAUCCAUGAAAGAUGAACCUUCAGCCAGUAAUGAAAUACCACAAGAUAAACCCGAAAAUAUAGCAGCAAAACAUCAAAAUACCGCUUUAGCAGGCAUUGGAGCAUCAACAGCUAACUCAGCUACCACGACAACCCUACAACAGAGCAUUAUCUAUGCGGCCAGUAUGGCAACUCUAUUAACAGUUUUACGUUCAUUUUACAUUUAGAAUAAAAUAAAAACGAAUUAUUAUGAUAAUUAUAAUUAAAGUUAAAACAAACGUAUGCUAAUUUUUAAUUUCUUUAAUAAUAUGUGAGAAAAAAAACACAGACAGCUAUUUUUGUAUGUAAAGUAUAGAAAGAAAAGUAAGAAAACAGCUGAGAAUUAAUUAACUGUAGUAAUGAAUUAUUUUCUAAUUUUAAUUUUAAACUAGGGUAGCAUUUAUUAUUUUUUUUGUCUUGUUGUUGUACCUGUUGUAGACCCAUCAAUAUGAAUUGAAAAAUGAAUUGAAGAAUUUUUUUUAAAUGAAAACUUCUAUAAAACUAAAACGAAAAAUCUCUAAGAAAAUUUAAAAUUCAUUAGAUGGGUAUUUAAGGAAGCAUAACUUUUUUCUUUUAAAUUUGCUAAAAAAAAAACAUAUUAUAAGAAAUUAUAUUAAAAAAACAUAAAAUUUAUAAAAAAAAAUUAAACGUAAACAUAAUUGUGUAUAAAAUUUCUAAAUAUUUUUUUAAUUUGCCAAAAAAAAAAGAAAACUCUAAGAAUAUUAAACAAAAUAUACAAGUUUUAAUUGUUUUUAGUCGCAAAACCAUAUUUAAAAUAAAUUACAUAAAACUACAUUCCUUCUAUAAAUAAAACCAAUUUUUAUAAAAUAAUAAAAGAAAACUUUUUGAAAAAUAAACUUUUUAUAAGAAUAUAUAAAUCAUUUUUUUUUGUUUUAAACUUUUAUUUUUAUAAAUUAUAGAAUUAUACAAUAUAAAUUUGCUAAUACAAAUGAUAAA